This is a messenger RNA of Hypanus sabinus (Atlantic stingray), 8307 nucleotides long. It is a transcript of the gene znf598, whose product is annotated as zinc finger protein 598. NCBI's taxonomy places the organism in Eukaryota, Metazoa, Chordata, Chondrichthyes, Myliobatiformes, Dasyatidae. The record is from RefSeq and is a predicted model, not a curated record. The coding region runs from base 99 to 2723 and encodes 874 amino acids. Gene Ontology annotation, molecular function: ubiquitin protein ligase activity; ribosome binding. Gene Ontology annotation, biological process: protein ubiquitination; rescue of stalled cytosolic ribosome. The transcript has 12 exons.
UCAGUUCCUGCGUGUGCCGGUGGCGGUGACGUCAGUGGCCGGGUGAGGGUGAGCCGGUAGACAGGCCUCGAGAGAGAGCGGGGUGCAGUGCAGUGAGUAUGGCCUCCAACAGUCAGAAGGACAGAGUGAGUGAUCGUGCCGCGCCCGCCUCCGCCCUGGCAGGGCCCGGGCCCGGCGCCGACAGGAGCUGCGUCCUCUGCUGCCAGGAGCUGGAGAUUUACGCCGUGGGCAAGUGCGAUCACCCGGUCUGUUACCGCUGCUCCACCAAGAUGAGGGCCCUGUGUGGGCAGAAGUACUGCGCCGUGUGCCGCUUGGAGCUCGACAAGGUUGUAUUUGUGAAUAAAAUGUCUCCAUUUUCAACAAUAAUAACUCAUCAAUUCCACCAUGAAAAGAAAUAUGGUAUUUAUAUUGCUGAUGGGAAGAUUCAUACCCAGUUCAGGAAACUCCUGCAGCAUGACUGCUCAGUAUGUCUUGAGUCAAGACCCUUCAAUACCUUUGAAGAACUAGAACAUCACAUGAGAAAGCAACACGAGAUGUUCAGUUGUAAACUGUGCGUAAGACACCUCCAGAUUUUCAGCUAUGAACGAAAAUGGUAUAACCGGAAAGACCUUGCCCGUCAUCGAAUACAUGGUGACCCAGAUGAUACUUCACAUCGUGGCCAUCCUUUGUGCAAAUUCUGUGAUGAUCGUUAUCUAGAUAAUGAUGAAUUACUUAAACAUUUGAGGCGGGAUCACUAUUUCUGCCAUUUCUGUGACUCUGAUGGUGCUCAGGAAUAUUAUAGUGAUUAUGAUUAUCUUCGUGAUCAUUUUCGGGAGAAGCACUAUCUGUGUGAAGAAGGACGUUGUAAUACUGAGCAGUUUACUCAUGCUUUUCGUUCUGAAAUUGAUUACAAAGCACAUAAAGCUGCUUCCCACAGCAAAAACAGAGCAGAGGCCAGACAAAAUAGACAGAUUGACCUGCAGUUCAAUUAUGCUCCUCGACAUCAAAGGCGAAAUGAAGGUAUUUUAGGUGGAGAGGAUUAUGAAGAAGUGGAUCGAUUUAAUAGAAGAGGCCAGAAUAGAGGACAAAACCGACGAGGCAGGUGGAAAUAUAACAGAGAGGAAGAAGAUCGUGAAGUUGCUGCAGCUGUUCGAGCAUCUAUAGCAGCACGAAGGCAAGAGGAAAAGAAGCAAGCUGCUUCAAAGGAAGCAACUGAUAAUGGCAAAAAUAAUCAUGGUGAAAAGGAUGACGCAUGUAAUGCUAAGAGUGUAGUUAAGUCGACUAGUGAGACUACAGGUAUUAAAGAGUCUGCUAAAGGUCUGUCAAAGCAAGAGAAUUUCCAAGUGACUGCUCCACCCAAUCCAAGUUCUAAUCAUGUGAUUCCUGUCCGCCUAAAUGAAGAAGAGUUUCCUAGUUUGUCUGUUUCAACACGCACUAGUAGCACAGGUCUUACUCCAACUUACACAUCUGCAGCUAAGAAAAAUGCUACUUUUCAGGAAGAAGACUUUCCUGCUCUUGUGUCAAAAAUUAAACAGCAAAAACCCACGGUAUCAGCAACUGCGUGGACUAAUGCUUCUAGUAAAAGUGUUUUGAAAAUAGUGCAUUCCAGCAGCAACAAUUCUAAUCAAGCUGUUAAGAAAUCUUCAACGACUCUCAGUACCAAAACAAAAAAUAAAACUGCUUUAAAAUCUGAUGGGGAGGAUGAGGAAGAUGGUACUGGCUUGACAGCCCAGGAGUUCAGAAGUGCGCCCACAAUGUUAGAUAUUUCUUCUCUAUUAACUCAUUCAACACAGACUGUCUCUAAAGUUGGUAAAAAGAAAAAGAUUGGGGGAGAAAAACAAAAUUCAUCACCAGCUCCAAUUACUGAACCAAAUGUAGCUAAUGUUCAAAAGGAGAAUGUUCCAGAAACUAAACAGAAGACCUUACCAGUCACCCAUGUAUUGAAUGGUCACACUGACAAACUAUGUACUGUAAAUGCAAGCACAUGCACAAUAAAGGAGCCACCAGGGUUUAAGAAGUCUGAAGAUAGUUUAAGUUCUUUACCUGAAGAAGAUUUUCCAGUGCUGGGAAACCCAGUUUUACCGAAGAAUCCACCUCCAGGUUUUAACAAGUUAUUACCAGUGAAGAGCCCACCAUCCAAUCUUCCUCCUCCACCAGGAUUGUCUGCCCCUGUUAGUAAACCCCCUCCUGGCUUUACUGGUGUCCCUCUGAAUUCAAACAUCAGCGAGCCUAUGAUUCCAGCACCAAAACAGUCUUCACCUUCAUCAAAUAAUUACCUCAUUCCGGAGAACUUUCAGCAGAGGAACGUUGAGUUAAUCCAGUCCAUAAAUACAUUUUUGCACAAUGAUGAAACAAAAUUCAACAAGUUUAGGACUCAAUCAGGGCAGUUCAGACAGGGUCUGAUUUCUGCCACAGAGUACUAUAAGAGCUGCCGAGAAAUUCUAGGAGAAAAUUUCCUGAAGAUAUUUAAUGAACUGCUGGUUUUGCUGCCGGAUACAGCCAAACAGCAGGAGCUUCUAUCUGCUCAUAAGGACUUGAAAAUACAGGAAAAACCAGUACCAAACAAAUCAAAAAAGAACAAGAAAAAUGGAUGGCAAGCGUCCAUUACUGUUGAGCUCGACUGCCAGGUGUGUCCAACAUGCCGUCAGGUGCUGACCCAGAAAGACUUUGUUACCCACAAAACUUCGCAUUUUGAGGAUGAUGAGUUUCCCACCUUACAAUCAGUGAGCAAAAUCAUCAGUUAAAAAAUCAGUUCUUGUAUUGAAGACCCAGGAGGAAAACCCUGUUGGACCUGUAAUGAUGCACGUAGAUGGUACUUAGAUACAAUUAUGGGCAUAUAUUGCUUUAAGGGAUAACCUGGGGAAUGUGAUAGUAUGGUAUCUGGGUGAAAGGAAGGAAAUAGUAUCUGCAUUCUAGAAGCCUUGAUAAAAUACCAAAACCUGUUGCUGUACUAUCAUAGAAAGUGCACAAUGGUGCAUCAUUAUACACUUCAAUGUUGUUGGAAACUACUUUCUACAAUUGCAAAAUGCAGUAGUGAAGUAAGAAAUAUAACAAAGUGUCACUUUGGUGCAAAGGUAAUUGGCUGGUUUAAAAGCAGGUAAUCUGAAUGCUUUGCAUAAACAUUCACAGAUGUGCACUUGACACGUCAAAAGUGUACUAAAACAUUUGAAUUUGGUCUAUUAAUGUAAAACAAUGUUUUGGAAUUGGGUUUGCAUGCAGCUCAGUGCAGCAUCUUUUUGUAUCGUUUGUAGAUAUUAAUGCACUAAAUUUGUUCCACUAAGUUUCCCAUUUGACAAUUGAAAUUUCAGGAUAUAAUAUAAUGGUUUUGAAACUAGGAUCAAAUGCAGGAUAUUGCAUUGCUGCAUCUUUUUUUUUCUUUGCAUCAAUUUGUAGCUCAUAAGCCAAUCCUACAGUUAAGACUUUACAUUCUCUAUUUAAGCAGCACUCCAUGCCGUCAGUGCAUUGAAUUAAAUUUUGAUUGCAUUUCCAUUAACUGCAUACUGCAAUAGAAACAGGCUAACAGGUCAUUAACUUUCAUCACUGUUCAGUAAAAUGUGGAGUCCUGUGAGCUGAAGAAUGGAAGUAAUGAUCAACAGCUGAAAAGCUGAGCCUUUAAUAGCUAGAGACAGCUUAUUCUUGAAUAACUGACAGAGGCAAUAGCAUCCUGUACUGUGGUGAUUAGUGUAUUCAUGGUAUCCAUGGUGGUGGAUUGGCUUUUCUUUUUGCUUGUAAUAUAUUUUGGUUGGUAGUGGUUCAUGCCUGUAUUGCUAUGGAAGUACUUUGAUCAGUACUUAUAUUCAUUAUGUAUCACAAUUAGCUAUAUUGUAGUGCCUUUUUUGAGUUAAAGCUUUAAAAUAGCAUGCAUCUGCAAUCUAAAUUAAAGCUCGAGGUAGUAUACACCUUUAUUGUCAGGAGUCACUUUAGUGCCAAUUUUAUUACUAUCUCAUUAUACCACUGUCCUGAAAAUUUUGACCUGUGCUUCCAUUUAAAAUUAAUUCUGCUAUCUUUUCAGAUUAAAGUUGAUGGCAAGUAAUUUAACUAUGUGCCACUACUAUAUGCUUGAUAUCAUUUACUACACUCUUUAAAAGCAACUCCUCUGAGUUUUACUUUCAUCUAUUGCUGCAUUUUCAGUUGACCUCCCACAGAAAUUCCUCGCCUUGUAACACGGAAAAUUGAUUUUUGAAUUUUGAAAGAGCUUGCUCACACCUAUUUUCAUUAUAGAUGAAUAUUUAUUAGCAAUUAAGAUUAUUGUUUAAUCUCCAAGGAUCAAGGAUGGGUUUGGAUGGGUUGAUGUUUUGGGGUAUAGGUCCUUUUUUUUUCUUACUGGUACAGUGGGCCACAAUCUGCCACCUUGUCUUACCAUUGAUAUCAUCAGUGAUGCAAUGUACUCCAGUUAUGUUGAAUUGUUUUAUAAUUUCCCUUGGAAGAUGUAUCCAGUUUUAGUAACAAAAACUAAAUAAUAAACUGCAGUAAGUAAGUUUUAUUUUAAUAAAUUUGAUUAACCUGUAAAUUAAAAGAAAUUAAAACAAAGUGAUCAAUGCAAGUGAAGUAUUUACAAUAAUCUUAAUGGGAACAGAUUAAAAUACUCUUAUUAGUAGUCCAUAAGUGCAUUUUGCAGUUUUUGUAGGUAUUUGAGUAGAAACCUGCAGUGACUUUAGCUAUUGCAUAUGGAGUGAAUUACCAGGAGGAUGCCCCAUAGCACUGACACUCUACCACUAAGUCCACUGAACUAGCUACCAUAAUGGAUUCUGCUGAUCUUGUCAUUAUCAGUGUGUGUCUGCAAUGAGUACUAUUGAAGAGCAAUAUUGGCGAUAUGUGGCUUUUGAUAAGAAAUUGUCAAUCUGAACAAGAAGAGGCUCAGUUUAAAUCUUAAUCUUGAUACACUAAAACUGACAGAAGAAAGUUAUAAACAUUUUAAAAACACAGGUGGGAAUUUAGAUGUGAAGGUGGCAAGAGGAGAUACAAAUGCAGUAAAUUGAUGCAGUUAGCUGCUUUUCUCCUUUUUGAACUUUAGCGUUUGUACCAACUUGAAGCUGAGAUUUCUGGUAAAUGUUUGCUUCUAGGCAGCUAAUAGUUUAAUACAUUGACAGACAUUUUGGCAUAAGUGAGUUCUAAUGUUUGUAAAACUAUCAAUAUUUGAAUUCAUCCAUCAUCUUACGUACAAUGUGCUGUAACUGAUCAAUAGUAUGGAAAUGUAUUCUUGAACAUUAAACUUGAAACUAAACUAUGCUUCAGUUAUUAUAAUGUGAGACAUCUGGACAUGAAACAGAAUGGAAAAUAUAUCCAUGCAAUUCCUGCAUUUAAUUAAUGUUUGUUGAUUGAAGGCUGUUUGGCUCAACAGAUAUAAAUGAUAUAUCCUGGAAUUUCUGAAGGGUGCCAAUAAAGAUUGUUUAUGCAAUAUUAAUGCCAUUUGCUUGGUGUUGCAUUUUACAAAGAAUGGACAUGUGUUCUACUUUUAAUUUCAAAGGGUAUACCACAUACUUGCAGAGAUGUUACUUGUAGAGUUCUAAAGGGUUGCUCAUAGUGAAUUAAAAAUUACAUUGGAUGUGUGGUCUUUUCAUGGGAGGGCAUGCUUCAUUCACAAUGUGUAGGAACUGGAGAAAUGAAGUGGCCUGUCAGUACUUGCCAUAAAUAGAUAUUUGAAAGCAAUUUCAGAAUUACUGUAGUAACUGGUGUCCAGGAAUGAUUGUGGCACAGUUAGAGAGCAGGAUGUAAAAAGAGAACAUUUUAACAUCUGAGGGCGAAGAGUAGCACAGAUAUAGGAGCAUGAAAAUAUAGCGCGGGUGUGUAAUAUGAUGAACCCUUGAUUUUGAAGAUAUAUCAGGACCACAGGAAUGAGUCAUGGUGGCAAAGCCUGCACCCAGAAAUUUUCAGGAAAGAACAUGUUCUGAUAGCCAUCUGGAGAAGAAUCUUAAUUAUUCAAGUCCAUGGGUGGCAAUCUUUAGUCUCCAUUCUUUAAUUCCAAGUGGCAUGAACAAAAAGUUCUGACAAAUGGAAUGUCUCCUAAUUAUCUUUCCAUCUCCCUCUAACAUCUGCUUCUGAAAAUGGAAGUGAUUGCCAAAGCAUUUGUUUUCCAUUUGUCUUUUACAUUUCUAUUUAAAUAUGUUGUAUCAAGUAUGCAAGUCAUGAUGCAGAACAAAAAAAGCUAUCUUCCCAUCUUUAGGAGUGUGAAUAAUCCUUGUGUUUCUCGGUAAUUUUAAUAAGUAAAAUGAUCUGUAACAAUUUUAAAUGGUAAGUGUUUAUAAAUUGGAACUUGCAUAUUUAAUAGAAAUAAUUCACACUUAUUAACAUUCAGUUUGUAACCAGAAAAGCUACUAAACUGAGCAAGCAAGGAUGAAAUAGCAGGAAUAGAUCUCUCAUGAUCAGAUAUGUAUAGUAACAAAUCAUCAGCAUAUAAUGAUAACAUGUCCCUUCCCCACGAGUAAUACCAAAAAUAUUAGGUGAUUCACAAAUGGCAAAGGCUAAAGGUUUCAAAACAAUGUCAAAUAAUAAAGGACUUAAAGGACAGCCUUGCCUUGUACCACGGGAUAACUGAAAAAAAGAUCUCUGAUUAUUGGUAAGAACCGAAGCCAAAGGUUUAUAAUAUAUUUCAAGUUAAAGGAUUUAUUUAAAGUUAAUUUUUUACCUUUAAUUGACCAAAUCAAGCAACUUGUUACCAGGUGGUCCCCAUUAUCUUUGCCAUUGGUUGGUCGAAUUAAUGCUAUUAAGAUGAUAGUAUUACCCAAAUUUUUAUAUUUAUUCCAAGCAUUACCAAUUUUUAUUCCUAAAUCUUUUUUUGAUAUUAUUGACUCCAAAAUAUCCUUGUAUGUGUGGCAGAAUAAAGCUCCUAGAUUAAGUAAAAAAUAUUUACAGAAGCCUAAGAAGGAGGGUGGUUUGGCUUUGCCAAACCUGAGAUUUUACAAUUGGGCAGUUAAUAUUCGAUAUUUAAUAUUUUGGACACAAGAAUCGAUUAUAGUAUCUUGCCCACAAUGGGUAAAUUUGGAAUGUGAAUCGUACAAGACUUCUUAUUGUUUUCUAUUUUAAGAUCUUUGCUUCCUUUUGCUUCAUCUAAAUUGAAUAAACAAAUAAUCAAUCCUAUAGUUAAGCAUACAUUACGAAUAUGGUUUCAAUUUUGUAAAUUCUUUGGCUUGAAUAAGUUUAUCUUAUCAAGCCCUAUUAUAUCUAACUUUUUUUCGACCCUCUUUUAUGGAUCACGCCUUUAUUAUGGAAAACAAAAGGUAUAACAUGUUUUCGUGAUUUUUUUUAGAUAGUAGUUUUAUGCCCUUUGAACAGCUAUCUAAUAAAUAUAAUUUGCCUAAAACUCAUUUUUUUUUGGAUACUUGCAAGUUAGAAAUUUCUUGAAUAACAUGUUACAGUUUUUUUUGAAAUUAUGUCCAAUGGACAUUAUGGAAAAUUUUUAGCUCUGAAUCCUUGCCAGAAGGGUUUAGUAGCCAUCAUUUAUAAUAUGAUCAUGAAAAUACAGCCAGAAGUAUCAGGAAAAAUUAAGAAGGAAUGGGAAAAAGAACUUCAUUGUCUUAUACCCACUGAGCAGUGGGAGAAAAUUUUACAAUUAAUCAAUUCUUCUAUUUGUGCUAAACAUGCCUUAAUACAAUUUAAGGUUGUACAUAGGGCUCAUAUGUCUAAGGAUAAACUUGCUCGAUUUUAUUCUUAUGUUAAUCCAACCUGUGACAGAUGUCAUUCUGAAGUUGCUUCAUUGACCCACAUGUUUUGGUCUUGCCCCUGCUUGCAAAAUUAUUGGAAAGAUAUUUUCGGUAUUAUUUCAAAAGUUUUGAAUGCAAACGCAUCCCAUUACUGCAAUUUUUGGUUUACCAAUGGUGGAUAAUAGUUGUUUAUCCUCUUCAUCUCGACGAAUGAUUGCAUUUGUUAUGUUAAUGGCUAGAAGGUCUAUCCUAUUGAAUUGGAAAGAAAUUAAUCCUCCAACCAUAUUUCAGUGGUUUUCUCAAACUAUUUCUUAUUUGAGUUUAGAAAAAAUUAGAAGUGUUGUUUGUGACUCUUCAAUUAAAUUUGAAGAAACUUGGAGACCAUUUAUUCAACAUUUUCAUAUGAGCUAAACUGACUUUUCAUAAACCUUACUUUUAUUAUCCUUAAUUAUCUGGAUGAAGGUGCGGAGUUAUUGAUGCUGCUGUGUAUAUUUGACAUAAUACAAUGGCCCAUGUUGGUUAGGUUUUUUUUUGGAGGUUUUUUUUUCUUAUUUACUCCUUUUUUCGUAAUCACUAUGAGUUUGGGAGGUUAUUAUAUAUGGAUUAUCUAUUUGUAUUUAUACUUUAACCUAUUAAUUAUGUAUUCUCAAACUAUGUUUCUCAUGUUUGUUUAAAAUUAAUAAAAACA